AUGAAGCUGCGAGACUUUCUGCUCACUCUACUGCUGCCGGCCGGCUUCCUGUGGAGAGGCUCCUGUGCUCAGCAACUAGAAAUCAUGACCCAAGUCUCAAAUGCAGAAGACUGCCCUGUGGACCUGUUCUUCGUCCUGGACACCUCAGAGAGUGUUGCCCUGAGGGUGAAGCCCUUUGGGGACCUGGUUACCCAAGUGAAAGAUUUCACCAACCGCUUCAUUGAUAAGCUGACUAGGAGGUACUACCGCUGUGACCGUAAUCUGGUGUGGAACGCGGGAGCGUUGCACUACAGCGACGAUGUGGUGCUCAUCAAGAGCCUCACACCAAUGCCUAGCGGGCAGAGUGAGCUGAAGAACCGCGUGUCAGCCAUCAACUACAUCGGGAAGGGGACCUACACUGACUGUGCCAUCAAGCGUGGCAUUGAGGAGCUGCUCAUCGGUGGUUCCCAUCACAAGGAAAAUAAAUACCUGAUUGUGGUGACUGAUGGACAUCCCUUGGAAGGUUACAAGGAGCCCUGUGGAGGCCUGGACGAUGCUGCCAAUGAAGCCAAACUCCUGGGGAUCAAAGUGUUCUCUGUUGCCAUCUCACCCAACCACUUGGACCAGCGGCUGAACAUCAUUGCCACGGACCACACCUACCGCCGCAACUUCACUGCCACCAGCCUGAAGCCCACCAGGGAGAUCGAUGUGGAGGAGACCAUCAACACCAUCAUCGACAUGAUUAAACUCAACACGGAGCAAUUGUGCUGCUCCUUUGAGUGUCAGCCUCCCCGGGGACCCCUCGGACCUCCUGGUGACCCUGGCCAUGAGGGAGAACGAGGCAAGCCAGGUCUUCCUGGCCAGAAAGGAGAGGCUGGAGACCCAGGCAGGCCAGGAGACAUGGGACCUGUUGGCUACCAAGGAAUGAAGGGUGACAAAGGAAGCCGAGGAGAAAAGGGCUCAAGGGGAGCCAAAGGAGCCAAGGGUGAGAAAGGCAGGCGUGGAAUCGAUGGCAUCGAUGGCAUGAAGGGUGAAGCUGGAUACCCCGGAUUACCUGGCUGCAAAGGCUCACCUGGAUUCGACGGAGCUCAAGGCUUGCCUGGACCGAAGGGAGAUCCUGGUGCUUUCGGACCCAAGGGAGCCAAGGGGGAGCCUGGGAAUGAUGGAAAGCCUGGCCGACAGGGGAUUCCUGGCAACCCUGGAGAGAAGGGUGCUCUUGGGAAUCAGGGUGAGCCUGGACCAGCAGGAGAGACUGGUGACGAGGGUGCUCCAGGUGAGGAUGGUUCUUCUGGAGAACGGGGCAGCAAUGGAGAGAGGGGACCCCCAGGUUCGCCAGGUGACCGCGGGCCAAGAGGACAGCUGGGAGAGCCUGGACCACCUGGUGACCAAGGGCGGGAAGGACCCCUUGGACCACCUGGCGACCAGGGUGAGCCCGGACCCCCAGGACCCAAAGGCUACAGAGGAGAUGACGGCCCCCCCGGCAGUGAGGGCCCAAAGGGAUUGCCUGGAGCACCUGGGCUGCCUGGGGACCCUGGGCUGAUGGGAGAAAGGGGGGAGGAUGGUCCUCCUGGAAAUGGCACAAUUGGAUUCACAGGUGCCCCAGGACAGCCAGGAGACAGAGGCAACCCUGGCAUUAACGGAACAAAAGGCUACGUCGGACCUAAAGGUGAUGAAGGGGAAGCAGGUGACCCUGGCAAUGAUAACCUGACCCCUGGGCCCAGUGGCAUCAAAGGAGCAAAGGGCCACAGGGGACGUGAAGGUCCCCCGGGAUCACCGGGACCUGUGGGGCCUCCAGGACCAGAUGAAUGUGAAAUCUUGGACAUCAUCAUGAAGAUGUGCUCUUGCUGCGAGUGCACCUGUGGUCCCGUCGACCUCCUCUUUGUGUUGGACAGCUCAGAAAGCAUCGGCCUGCAGAACUUCCAGAUUGCCAAGGACUUCAUAAUCAAAGUCAUCGACCGCCUGAGCAAGGAUGAGAGGGUCAAGUUUGAAGCUGGGGAGUCCCGUGUGGGCGUUGUGCAGUACAGCCAUGACAACACGCAGGAGCUGGUGGCCAUGGGGGAUGCCAACAUUGACAACAUCGGGGCGCUCAAGCAGGCAAUCAAGAACCUGCAGUGGAUUGCUGGGGGCACCUACACUGGGGAGGCCCUGCAGUUCACCAAGGACAACCUUCUGCGGAGGUUCACGUCCGACAAGCGUGUGGCCAUUGUCAUCACAGAUGGGCGCUCCGACACCCUGCGGGACCCCACCCCACUCAACUCCCUGUGCGAUGUCACCCCGGUGGUUUCCCUUGGGAUUGGUGACAUUUUCCGGAACCCUCCAAAUCCAGAUCACCUGAAUGACAUUGCUUGUUUAAGCAGACCAACCAGGCCGGGACUGUCCAUUCAAAGGGACAACUAUGCUGAGCUCCUGGAUGACACCUUCUUGCAGAACAUCACCUCAUACGUCUGCCAAGAGAAAAAAUGUCCUGACUACACCUGCCCAAUCACCUUCACCAGGCCAGCAGACAUCACACUGCUGGUGGACAGCUCCACCAGUGUGGGGAGCAAGAACUUUGAGACCACCAAGAAGUUCGUGAAGCGGCUGGCAGGGCGGUUCCUGGAGGCUGGCAAGCCUGCUGAGGACUCUGUGCGCAUCUCAGUGGUGCAGUACAGCGGCCGGAACCAGCAGAAAGUGGAAGCUCAGUUUCAGUACAACUACACAGUCAUUGCCAAGGCCAUCGACAACAUGGAGUUCAUGAAUGAUGCCACGGAUGUGAACUCUGCUCUGCAGUUCAUCACAGAGCUUUACCGGCGUUCCGCCCGCACCACAGCCAAGAAGAGGGUGCUGGUGUUUUCUGAUGGACACUCCCAAGGGAUCACCGCCAGGGCCAUCGAGAGGGCUGUGCAGGAUGCACAGAAGGCUGACAUUGAGAUCUAUGUGCUGGCAGUGGGCAGCCAAGUCAAUGAGCCCAACAUCCGUGUCCUUGUCACAGGGAAGAGCAUGGAUUAUGACGUGGCUUACGGGGAGCGGCACCUUUUCCGCACGCCAGACUACGCCUCUCUGCUGCGUGGUGUCUUCUACCAAACUGUCUCCAGGAAGAUAGCUGUUGACUGAGCAUCUGUGUGGGUUUCUGCCAAGGCCGUAGCUGUGCCUAAAAAGGAAAACCAGCAAAAAAAAAAAAAAAAAAAAACAAAAAAAAAAACCAAACAAACAAACAACAAAA
Molecule: messenger RNA, 3181 nt
Organism: Cinclus cinclus
Lineage: Eukaryota; Metazoa; Chordata; Aves; Passeriformes; Cinclidae
Gene: COL6A1
Product: collagen type VI alpha 1 chain
Exons: 35
Coding region: 1-3072 (1023 amino acids)
Source: RefSeq, a predicted model, not a curated record